GUUCAAUAACGUGGACGGUAAAAGCCUCUAAACUAGAUCCAUGUAUACUUUACUUUUAGAGACGCAUCGAAUAGCUGGCUCUGUGAUUGUAUUCUGCCCGUCGUAACGUUGACACACGUGCUGGGGCUGACAGUUGUGAAAAAGAAUGUUCUCAGUGGAAGUGUUCUAGUUUGGAAGUUUCUAUCGUAGUUUCGAUUAGCUGCUACGGGUUGAUCUGAUAUAAGUCAGUUGGGUAUUUACCCAAUCCCAGCAAAUUAGAAAAUGGAGGAGUAUUAUUCAUGUAGCUGCUGCCUGGUGCGCCCACCAGACAAAGGCCUCAAGACUAUGUAUAAACAUCUCGGCAAAGCAGAGGUAUAUUACGACAUGCUGAGAGAAUGCUUUGGUUUAAGUUUAAGCUUAGGAAAUGAUGAGUGUGGUAUCUGCGAGGUGUGCGUGGUGCGACUGCGGGACGCGAACGACUUCAAGCAGCAAGUGCUGCGCGUCCAGGACGUCCUGCACGCGCGGCUCACGGGAGCACUCCCUGCCAAGCAACAAUCGUCCGUUCCCGAGCGAGCUUGGAACACUGUACCAGGAAACACCAUCGAGUCCCGCGUCGGCAUGCUGGACGAAAGCAGAACGGAACUGGACCAACUGAAGAAAUUAGUUGAUGACGUUAUUAUGGACUCUACGAGGAACGAGCAUUGGGUUACACGCCCGAACAUCGAAAUCAAUAGUGUACCGGAAGUGAAGGCUGCAGAUGUCAACUACAAAAUCAAGUUAGAGAAACCAACUGGAUGUGACACCAUUUCGCCUGCAGAUGUCAACUACAAAAUCAAGUUAGAGAAACCUACUGGAUGUGACGCCAUUUCGGGCGGGAUCAAGCAGGAGAGUCCAGAGGUGGAGAUGGCUGAUAGCAACAUCAUAUCAGUAACAUUAUACGAAGAAUCACCAGCGUCUUUUGCUCAACCAGUUCCUACCGCGUCCCACAGCGUCUUGUUCGCGCCAGCUCUGAACGUAGUCAAACGCCGCUCGCAAACUGGAGAGAAACCUUACGCGUGCAAAAUAUGCGACAAAACAUUCGGACAGAAGGGCCACUUAAAUGCUCAUUACGCAAAACAUAUAGGAAAAUUCAAAUUCUCUUGUGAAUUAUGCAAAAGGGGAUUCGUACACAAACAUGAAUAUGUUACUCAUAUGCGGAUACACACUGGAGAGAAACCUUUUGCGUGCAACAUAUGCGACAAAAAAUUUCGACAAAAGGGCCACUUUAAUGCUCAUUACGCAUACCAUAUAGGAAAAUUCAAAUUCUCUUGCGAAUUAUGCAAAAGGGGAUUCGUAAAGAAACUCGACUAUGAUAGUCAUAUGCGGAUACAUACUGGUGAAAAACCAUAUGAAUGUGAUAAAUGCAACAAGAAAUAUAGGUAUAAAGGCCAAUUAAAACUACAUAAAAAUAGUCAUUUGAAAUAUGAUCAGAAUCGCGUAGAGCCAGGAGAAAUAACUACAUGCAAAAGAGAGUCAUCAGAAGACUCAGAUGAUCAAGGACCUUCAAAAUAUUUUACGUGUGAUAUAUGCAAAAAGCAAUUUGUGAAUAAAAACUAUUUAGCCGCUCAUUCGAAACAUCACUCUGGGGAUUAUCCAUUCACUUGCGACAUUUGUAAAAGGAAAUUUAAUACGCAGUUUGCCUUAAAUGCUCAUAAAGUUGAUCACUCGGGAGGAAGACCUUUUAAAUGUGAUAAAUGCAAUAGGGGCUACACAACGAAAGGUGCUUUAACUCUACAUAUGAAAGUUCACACUGAGGAUUAUAAGCAUGCAUGUCAUCUGUGCAGUAAACGAUUCAUAACAAAGGAGAAUUUAAAUGUACAUAUGCGCGUACACACGGGGGAAAAGCCUUAUACCUGUGUAACUUGUGAAACUAAGUUCCGCUAUCGAUAUAGCUUGAAGAAACAUUUAUUGGAGAAACACAACCAAGUUAUAGACAAACAGUUCGGUUGUGAUACUUGUGGGGAACGAUUUGCAUUACAGGAGACGUUAAUAAAACAUAUGAACAAACACACUGAGAAGGAAAUGGAAGAUAAAAAGAAAGGCCUAGCAUUUAUGUGUGAAAUAUGUAGCAAACGAUUUUCGACAAAAGGUAUUCUAAAAACCCAUAGAGAAACACAUAAUGAAGAAAGACCUUACGAGUGUGAAGUAUGUCAUAAAAAAUACCGAACGAAGACGAAUUUACAGGAUCACAUGCAGGUGCACGAGGAAAAAAAAACACUCUUGCUAAGACUGACUGUCAAGCCUGUCAGCUAUAACUGCCAGGAGACUGUUGCGGCUGCCCCGCCGGCGCCGCAGCGCGCGCGCAUGAUGGCCUGCAACCCGUCCACGCGCGCAUCCGCGAACAUCCCGGACGCGCUGCACCAGCGAGGCAACCGCAGCAGUGCCCUGAAGAAGACCAUGGAAGCAUAUUACUCGUGUAGCUGCUGCCUGGUGCGCCCUCCGGAUAAAGGCCUCAAGACACUAUACAAUCAUCUCGGCAAAGCAGAGAUAUAUUAUGAUAUGCUGACAAAAUGCUUUGGUUUAAAUCUGACUUUAGGAAAUGACGAGUGUGGGAUCUGUGAGGUGUGCGUGGGGCGGCUGCGGGACGCGAACGACUUCAAGCUGCAAGUGCAGCGCGUCCAGGACGUCCUGCAUGCGCGGCUCACGGGAGCACUCCCUGCCACUGCAGAUGACAAGAUCAAAAUCAAGUUAGAGAAACCAACUGGAGAUGACGCCAUUUCGCGCGGGAUCAAGCAGGAGAGGCCAGAGGUGGAGAUGGCUGAUAGCAACGUCGUAUCAGUUGCAUUACCCGAAAGUUCGCCAGCUUCUUUUGCUCAACAAGUUCCUACCGCGUCCCACAGCGUCUCGCGCGCACCAGCUCCGAACGUUACCAAGUGUAGCUCCCACACUGGAGAGAAACCUUACGCGUGUAACAUAUGCGACAAAAGAUUUGGACAGAAGGGCCACUUAAAUGCUCAUUUCGCAUACCAUAUAGGAAAAUUCAAAUUCUCUUGCGAAAUAUGCAAAAGGGGAUUCGUACAAAAACAUGAAUAUGUUACUCAUAUGCGGAUACACACUGGUGAAAAACCAUACGAAUGUGAUAUAUGCAACAAAAAAUUUAGACAGAGCGGCAACUUCAAACGACAUAAAAACAGUCAUUUGAAAUAUGACCAGAAUCGCGUAGAACCAGGAGAAAUAACUACAUGCAAAAAAGAGUCGUCAGAAGAAUCAGAAGAUCAAGGACCCGCAAAAUAUUUUACGUGCGAUAUAUGCAAAAAGCAAUUUAUGGAUAAAAACUAUUUAGAUGCUCAUUCCAAACGUCACUCUGGAGAUUAUCCGUUCACUUGCGACAUUUGUAAAAAGAAAUUUAAUACGCAGUUUGCUUUGAAUAAUCAUAAAUUUGAUCACUCGGGAGGGAAACGUUUUAAGUGUGAAAAAUGCAAUAAAAGUUAUAGAACAAAAGGCGGUUUAUAUACUCAUUCGUUAGCUCACAGAGAGGGUUAUAAGCACGCGUGUCACGUGUGUAAUAAACGAUUCAUACUAAAACAUGAUUUGAAUAUACAUAUGCGCUUACACACAGGAGAAAAACCUUAUACGUGUGCAACAUGUGAAACUAAGUUUCGCUAUAGAAAUUGCUUAAAGAAACAUUUAUUAGAGAAACACAACCAAGUUAUGGACAAACAGUUCAGUUGUGAUACUUGUGGGAAACGAUUUGCAUUACAGGGGACUUUAAUAAAACAUAUGAACAAACACAUUGAGAAGGAAACGGGAGAUAAAAAGAAAGACCUAGCAUUUAUGUGUGAAAUAUGUAGCAAACGAUUUUCAACAAUAGGUAUUCUAAAAUACCAUAAAGAAACACAUAAUGAAGGAAGGCCUUUCGAGUGCGAAGUAUGUCAUAAAAAAUACCAAACGAAGAGGAAUUUACAGGACCACGUGAAGGUGCACGAAGACAAAAAACACUCGUGUGAAGUAUGCGGCCAGCCAUUCAGACAUAAGUCUGCCUUGAAAGUUCAUAUCCGACGGAUGCACGAGGAAAACAGACCACAUGUUUGCGGUAUUUGUAAAAAGGCUUUUGUGGUGAUUGCUGAAUUAAAAAUUCAUAAUCGGGUACACACUGGGGAGAAACCGUAUGCUUGCGAAAUAUGUUUUAAGAAAUUUCAGGGCCUGAGCGGAAUUAAGAACCAUCUUAUAAAUGUCCACCACGAGAAACCUACGAGAUUUGUUAAAUUAAAAGAAUUGAAUAAAUAUGACUAAAUUAAAAGUGAUUAGUUGUGUAAAUGAUAAGAAAUACAAGUUGCCUUUUUUUUUUAA
This is a messenger RNA of Cydia pomonella (codling moth), 4308 nucleotides long. Its product is annotated as zinc finger protein 845-like. The transcript has 14 exons. Gene Ontology annotation, molecular function: zinc ion binding. Gene Ontology annotation, cellular component: nucleus. The record is from RefSeq and is a predicted model, not a curated record. NCBI's taxonomy places the organism in Eukaryota, Metazoa, Arthropoda, Insecta, Lepidoptera, Tortricidae. Bases 262 to 4251 code for a protein of 1329 amino acids.